Molecule: messenger RNA, 5045 nt
Organism: Ictalurus punctatus (channel catfish)
Lineage: Eukaryota; Metazoa; Chordata; Actinopteri; Siluriformes; Ictaluridae
Product: proline-rich protein 36-like
Exons: 2
Coding region: 1940-4753 (937 amino acids)
Source: RefSeq, a predicted model, not a curated record
UAAUGUUCAGGCAAUGACAUGCCGCUCUGGCAUAGUUCAGCAAAAAAAAUGGAUAGUAAGCAUAAAAAAUAAAAAAAAGUUCCCUGACCAUUGACCUCCAAUAAACAAACUUUGUGUCUUUUUGAGCAUUGUGUCUCAAAUCACAUACUUAUGUACUAUUCCAGACUGUCAUUGAAUACUAACACUAAUUGGUUUUCCUAUUAUAGUUAGUAUUUGAAUUUUAAAAACCUCUCAUGUAGCAUUCAAACCCACCGAAAGGUCUGUUUUGCUUACCAGUCUCUGGAUUUACUAGAUAAGUAAAUACUUUUGAAUAUAGGGUCAGAGUUUUUAUUUAAAAUGCAGCCCAUGACAACAGUGAAAACAACAGUGAAAAGUUUUAAAAGAGAUAGUGUGUUUAAUAUUGCUGUGCAUAAAAUCACUAAAUAUUUUACAGUUCAACUUGGAAACAUGAUGGACAGAGAUGUUUUGGUUCUGAAUUGCCAUCUUGUGAAAGUCACUUUUAAAUCUUCUGGAUGUACAUAAGAUGCACAGCGAGUACGUGAGCAAUGCUGCUCGUGUUUCCACUGCUUCUGCAUGCACACAGAAAGUCAUGCUUCAAGUAUAAACAGCUCCUCUGCUUUGCAUCAGGCUGUAUCACACCACCCCAGCGUGAAAUUCCUUCAUAUUUUAGUCGUAACGUAAUGUUAACCGCAUCAGGGACAGUGAUCUUUUAUUUAUUUAUUCAUUCAUUCAUUUUAUUAAAAUAAAUCAAAACAUUGAACAUGUUUUAAGCUCGAAAAUAAGCUCUAAAUAAAAGUCUUUUAGAUCAUAUUGCUUUUUUCUUGACUUUAUUUACAUAUAAGUAAUCCAAAAAUAAUCAGAUUACAUUAAUUUCAUAUUGUGAUACUUAGAUUACAUUUCUGAUUACAUUUUUUAUGAAGUAAUUUGUAACUGUAAGGGAAUGCAUUUUUAAAGUAACCCUCCUAACCUUGCAUAUGUUACACAUACUGUACAUAUAUUACUAACAUAAUUGCAGAGUUGCAGAAAAUUCAUAAAGUACAUUUGGGGUUGUUUGCCCAAAAAAGUUUGGGAACCCUUUGGUUAGUAUUAGCAGCUGACAACUUAUGUUCAAAAAAUACUUCAAUAGUGAGGUCUGAAUAUGCCCCUGUAUUUUGACAUGUAGAUGAAAAGGUUAUUUUCACACAAUGCUCAUGGCAAAUUAAUGUUUUCAUUUUUAACUUUACAGAUUUUUGUCAUGCCAUCUAGUAACCAAGCUAGAAAUGUGAUAUUCCUUAAUCUGUUAAAUAGUGAAGUUUUUGGCAGUGAAAAUCAUUACACUGUAACAACAAUAAUGUAAUUUUAAAAAAAUUUUUGGCCCUUGCUAAAAGCAUUAUAGUAAGGUUUGUCCACUCAUACAAGAUCAUUCACCAUUUUACUUGAAAGGGGAAAUACCCACAAAGACCCACCACUUCACUUCACCACAAAUCACUGUUAUAAACUGACAAAAAAGUUGUAAAUAAUUUGUAGUCUUUUUUUAUAUUGGACUUUCUGUCACGAUUCCCCCUUGAAGCAGCGUGCUCGAAGCGCGAAUGCGCGAGCACCUGCUUUUCCGCUGUUGCCCGUAGGGACAUCGGGACACGUGGGUUUUGUUUAUGUCUGUCAUGUCUCCUCCCUGUUCCGUCAUUGGCUGGGAAGUCACGUGUGUCCGGAUUACCCUCAGCUGUUAGCAGUUGCGAGGGUAAUCAUGUCCGCAUAUAUACCGCGCGCUUCCCAGCACACAACGCGGAAGAUUAAGUAAAUUCCUGCCUUGCCCAGUGUAUGCCUGUUUGCCAAUCGCCUGACCUCUUGCAUGUUUAUGGAUUACGUCUUGGAUCACGUUUUGGAUUUGUCUGCCUGUCUGUCGUCAAAAUAAACACUGUUCACCCUGCGCUUGCAUCCGCCUUAUCUCUGCUCCGUCACGAUGUGUGACAGAAUCUUCCGCCAAAACAUGGAUGCAGCAGGAGAACGGAGGAGACGCGGAACCCGGAAGUCGACGCCAACCGUCCCCGCUAUGGACUCCGUCCACUUCCCACAAUGGACAUUUAUGGAGCUUCCGGACCCAUUUGACGGAUUUUUCGGUGCCCCAGAGUAUUUCCUGGUAGACUGUCAAUACUACUUCGCCAGUCUGUUAGACCCGAAGCCAGAGGAGAAGCAAUGGCUCCGAUUUAUGUGGUCCCGGUUCUUUGGACCGGCCCGUCAAUGGGUUCAGCUCAAACUGGAGAAGCACUGUAGGAACCUGGACGGUGUAGAACAGUUUGUGGGGGAUUUCAUGUUGCGAUUCGGGAGUCCGGAGGCGAAGGAGGAGCUAGAACAACUUCUCAGGGGUGUAAGUCUGGAAGGCGAACCUGCCCUGCCAUUUACCCACUACUACAGGCAACGUCAUACAGAGCUCAACCCUGAGAUCCAAGCCAAGCCUCCAGUCAGGAAAGUCCAAGUCCCUGAGCUCCAGGUCAAGUCUCACGUCCCUGAGCUCCAGGUCAAGUCUCACGUCCCUGAGCUCCAGGUCAAGUCUCACGUCCCUGAGCUCCAGGUCAAGUCUCACGUCCCUGAGCUCCAGGUCAAGUCUCACGUCCCUGAGCUCCAGGUCAAGUCUCACGUCCCUGAGCUCCAGGUCAAGUCUCACGUCCCUGAGCUCCAGGUCAAGUCUCACGUCCCUGAGCUCCAGGUCAAGUCUCACGUCCCUGAGCUCCAGGUCAAGUCUCACGUCCCUGAGCUCCAGGUCAAGUCUCACGUCCCUGAGCUCCAGGUCAAGCCUCCAGUCCCUGAGCUCCAGGUCAAGCCUCCAGUCCCUGAGCUCCAGGUCAAGCCUCCAGUCCCUGAGCUCCAGGUCAAGUCUCACGUCCCUGAGCUCCAGGUCAAGUCUCACGUCCCUGAGCUCCAGGUCAAGUCUCACGUCCCUGAGCUCCAGGUCAAGUCUCACGUCCCUGAGCUCCAGGUCAAGUCUCACGUCCCUGAGCUCCAGGUCAAGCCUCACGUCCCUGAGCUCCAGGUCAAGCCUCCAGUCCCUGAGCUCCAGGUCAAGCCUCCAGUCCCUGAGCUCCAGGUCAAGCCUCCAGUCCCUGAGCUCCAGGUCAAGUCUCACGUCCCUGAGCUCCAGGUCAAGUCUCACGUCCCUGAGCUCCAGGUCAAGUCUCACGUCCCUGAGCUCCAGGUCAAGUCUCACGUCCCUGAGCUCCAGGUCAAGCCUCACGUCCCUGAGCUCCAGGUCAAGCCUUCAGUCCCUGAGCUCCAGGUCAAGCCUUCAGUCCCUGAGCUCCAGGUCCAGCCUCCAGUCCCUGAGCUCCCGUUCAAGUCCGCCGACACGCACCGCCAAGCUCCGCUCACGCCACAGUCCGCCGACACGCAUCGCCAAGCUCCGCUCACGCCACAGUCCGCCUUGCAACACAGCCAGCAGAGUAACCUGAGCAUCUGGGGCUUUCCACUGCAGGGGAGGCACACCUUGCUGCGCAGUCCAGAGGUGAAGGCUGGCCCAGAAAUUUUUUUGGGGGGGGCAAUGAGGACAGCAGAGCUCCAGCCUGAGGCCUACGGGGAGGUCUCAGCUGUGGAGCUCUCACCUGAGGUCAACAUGGCGACCUCAGAGGGACAGGCCGAGGAGCCUGUCCCGCUGCCAUGCACAGCCGAGGAGGCUGUCCCGCUGCCUUGCACAGCCAAGGAGGCUGUCCCGCUGCCCUGUUCAGCUGGGGACGUCGCUCAGCCUCCCCGUUCAGCUGUGGACGUCGCUCAGCCUCCCCGUUCAGCUGUGGACGUCGCUCAGCCUCCCCGUUCAGCUGAGGACGCCGCUCAGCCCGCCUGUUCAGCUGAGGACGCCGCUCAGCCCGCCUGUUCAGCUGAGGACGCCGCUCAGCCCGCCUGUUCAGCUGAGGACGCCGCUCAGCCCGCCUGUUCAGCUGAGGACGCCGCUCAGCCUUCCUGCUCCAUGGCAGAUAGCGUUCCCCCCUUCUGCGUCGAGGAGACCCACGUUCCUCUCCCUGGCCGCACGGAGACCCACGCUCCUCUCCCUGGCCUUACAGGGGACUUCGCUCUGCCUUCCAGUUCAGCUGGGGACGUCGCUCCGCUUUCAGGCUCCGACGAGGACGUCGCCCUGCUUCCCUGCUCCGCUGAGUGCAGUGCUCUGUUUCCCUGUCCAGCUGAGGUCGUCGCUCAGCCUCCCUGUCCAGCUGAGGUCGUCGCUCAGCUUUCAUGCUCCGCCGAGGAUUUCGCUCAGCCCGCCUGCCCGGCUGUGGACGUCGCUCUGCCUUCAUGCUCCGCCGAGGACUUCGCUCAGCCCGCCUGCCCGGCUGUGGACGUCGCUCUGCCUUCAUGCUCCGCCGAGGACUUUGCUCAGCCUGCCUGCCCGGCUGUGGAUGUCGCUCCGCUUCCCUGCGCCGCCAAGAACACCGUGCAGUUUCCUGGCUCUGCCUGGGACAUUCAGUCCAGGGGGCCGGGUCCGCCAAUUAAAUGGGAGGACUCAUGGCACUCCGGGAGGAGUGCCUUUAGGGGGGGGUUCUGUCACGAUUCCCCCUUGAAGCAGCGUGCUCGAAGCGCGAAUGCGCGAGCACCUGCUUUUCCGCUGUUGACCGUAGGGACAUCGGGACACGUGGGUUUUGUUUAUGUCUGUCAUGUCUCCUCCCUGUUCCGUCAUUGGCUGGGAAGUCACGUGUGUCCGGAUUACCCUCAGCUGUUAGCAGUUGCGAGGGUAAUCAUGUCCGCAUAUAUACCGCGCGCUUCCCAGCACACAACGCAGAAGAUUAAGUAAGUAAGUAAGUAAAUAAUACGAAGUGAAUGUUUAGCGUUAGUGUAAUUCGUGUCAGAGUCAGAGUCAGAGUCAGAGUCAUAGUCAGAGUCAGAGUCAGUUCGUGCUGGAUAUCCGCGUCCAGUUAAUCGUCUUAGUUCGUGUCUUGUUUUGUGUAACGACCUAGAUUCCUGCCUUGCCCAGUGUAUGCCUGUUUGCCAAUCGCCUGACCUCUUGCAUGUUUAUGGAUUACGUCUUGGAUCACGUUUUGGAUUUGUCUGCCUGUCUGUCGUCAAAAUAAACACUGUUCACCCUG